AUGAAUAGGCCAGGGCCAGGACCACAACCCCUACGGGCGAUGUCAGGGUUCCCCGCACAGCAACAAGCUCAAGCUCGAAAUGCGACUUUGGCCUCAACACGCUUGCCCAACGGUAAAAUAAGUAGCGGAGCGAACUGGAAUUUCAAUAUGCCCGUCAGUGGGACACCGGGGAUACAGGGUAACCAGCAACGUAACAUCGGAACAAUGGGAACUUUUGCGCAGAGCCUCAGCGGAUCUAACCCGGGGACCCCGAUUGAUCUAUCCGACUUCCCUUCAUUAUCUGGAGCACCGUCGCAGUCGCAGGCCCAGAACCAGGCGCAUUUGGUAUGGGCGAAUGCUAGCCAGCGUGGCGUGCAACAAACCCCAGUUCAAAGACAGCAACAUCCAACCUCGCAACCCCCUUCGCGCGGCCCACAAACGCAAACUCAACUCCCACAACCACAAAACCAACCAUCGCACGAUGACUUAUUCCCGUCCGGCUCUCAGUUUGCCAACCGGUUAGACGAUUACAGAAACGGCGGCCAAGGUAUCAGCGGACAGUUGGGCGGAGGCGCACAACCGCAGCCGGGGAAUAUUGAUGAAUUCCCUCCGCUUGGCCGGAACGUCCCCGCAGAAAUCGGCCAAGACCGCAGAAGCUCACUGAUGCAAGGCGCUGGGUUCGGGGCGUUCAAUACAAACCUGCCCUUCGCGGGUGUCAACCAAAGCCAGUCAGCUCAAAGUCGAAACUUGAUGGCGAGUGCGAUUAGCGGUCAGGAACGGAUAACGUCACCAGUGGCCGCGGGGUCAACAGGAAUUUCAUCGUCACGAUCGCCAGUUAAUCAAGCAUCCAACGGUAUUCUAGGACAAGAGAAGAACGAACAAAGCGGCUCCGUGAUAACUGGCCAACAACAACCGAUACCAGCAGCACCAGGGCUGAGCCGACCAUCACAGGAUUCCGGGGCCGAACAACAACCUCUAGCUGAAAUGAGCGAGCUUGACAAAUUCGGGCUGGCAGGUCUUCUCCGGAUGAUCCAUAGUGAUAGUGCCGAUGUCGCUAGCCUCGCGGUUGGGCAAGAUCUAAUGACAUUGGGGUUAGAUCUGAAUCAACCAGAGCCACUGCACUCGACUUUCGUUUCUCCCUUUGUCGCAUCUGUGCCGGGCGUACCGUUGGAACAGGAUUUCGCUCUCCCGGGUUGCUAUAGUGUGGCAAACGUUCAACCUCUGCAGUCAAGAAUCCCCAGUUUCAGUGAUGAGACUUUAUUCUACAUCUUCUACAGUAUGCCUCGAGAUGCCAUGCAAGAAAUCGCGGCGGAAGAACUCAUGGGUCGCAAAUGGCGGUAUCACAAGAUUGAGCGAUGCUGGUUAACGCGGGAUGAAGCGUACCCUGGGCCCGUGGAUGUGGAACGAGGAGUCAGUGAACGGGGAGUCUAUCUGUUAUGGGAUCCCGCCACGUGGAAGAAAGUUAGGCGCGAGUUCAUUCUUCGCUACGAGGAUUUGGACAACCGAAUGGAUCCAAGCCGCACGCUUUCGCGAGUCGGCUUCCCGCAGCAUGGGUCAUGA
Molecule: messenger RNA, 1539 nt
Organism: Aspergillus puulaauensis
Lineage: Eukaryota; Fungi; Ascomycota; Eurotiomycetes; Eurotiales; Aspergillaceae
Product: NOT2/NOT3/NOT5 family protein
Exons: 7
Coding region: 1-1539 (512 amino acids)
Biological process (GO): nuclear-transcribed mRNA poly(A) tail shortening; regulation of DNA-templated transcription
Cellular component (GO): P-body; CCR4-NOT core complex
Source: RefSeq, a predicted model, not a curated record